AUGGCCACAAGAACAUCCUCACGCCAUGCCGCCCAGAAGGCCAAGGAAGCCAUCUCAACUUCCGCCGAACCGACUGGCAAGUCUUCCAAGGGGACAAAACGCAAAGGCUCAGUGGAGGAAGCUCCACAGCCCAAAAAGGAAAAAAAGGAGGAUGUGAAGCUAGAGAAAGAGAAAGAGGAGCAGGUACCCGACGCAAUGACAGAUGGCCCUGCAGCACCGAAGGCAGAUGGAGCACCCGUCAAAGCAGAAAAGCCAGUCGAGAAAGAGCCAGUCGAAGAAAAGCCACUGGAGAAAAAACCUCCCGAGACCGCUUCUGAGAAAGAGCCAGACAUUGAGGCAGGUCUUCGCAAGUCCGAAGAGAGAGAAGAUGUCGUAUCUUCCACUAUUCUCGAAAAGGGCUUCAUCUAUUUCUUCUUCCGCCCGCGCGUCAAUGUAGAGGACCCCCAAAGUAUUAGCGACGUCGCUCGAAGCUUCUUUGUUCUCCGACCGACUCCUCUUGGAGCACAAUUCGAUCAUGGCCAAGGCCCCGUCAAUAAAGAUGCCUCAUGUCGCUUGAUGAUGCUCCCCAAGAAGAAGUUCCCGACGUCGGGCAAGGAACGAGAUAUGGGAUUUGUGGAGAAGUCUGGAAAAUCAAUGCAAGAUCUUCAUGACAGUUUCAUCUCUAGUACCACAUACCAAACCGCCACCCGAGGUGAACGUCACACGGAGGAAGCCAGACCUUACGCGGAAGGUGUCUACGAAAUUACCUCCACACCGCGGGCUUCUCAUCUCGCUUAUAUCUUGACGAUACCGGCGGAGUUGGGCACUCUCCAAGAGGACUUUGGGCUCCGAGAACGCGGGAGUUGGAUUAUUCAGUCGAAGAAUCCCAAGUAUCCUGGUCCGCCGGUUGGUCGAUUGCCAAAAGACCCAGAAUAUCCUCAAUCAGUUCUUGACAAAUUCCAAGAUCUCCGAUGGGUGCCUCUGCUGCCUGAGUUCCUGAAUUAUCCCAAUUCUCAAUUCCUAAUGAUUGGCGAGGCGCAGAACCAGCUUGGCAAAGCUGCAUCGUCCGAGGGAGGUAAAUUAUCCCACGAGGAAGAGCCUGGCCAGGAGCUGGAGAAAUUGGAAGAGGAAAAUGAACAUCGGGUUGAAGCCCUGAGAGGGGAUGCAACUGUCUAUCAGGAUUUGGGCUAUGAUGCGAAGAAUUAUCCAAAGCUGCCCACAACUUGGAACGAAUAA
This is a messenger RNA of Penicillium paradoxum, 1215 nucleotides long. RefSeq lists its product as uncharacterized. Bases 1 to 1215 code for a protein of 404 amino acids. Lineage: Eukaryota; Fungi; Ascomycota; Eurotiomycetes; Eurotiales; Aspergillaceae. The record is from RefSeq and is a predicted model, not a curated record. The transcript is spliced from 3 exons.